UCCCCUUUUCACGACACGCCGCGUUCCCUUUCGCGACGUCCGACGUGAUGACGACAUCAGAGCCGUAAACGACGUCAAACAUGGCCGCCCCCGACGCGUUAACAGCUUUAACUUCACGUUGAGAGCUUAUUGUCUGUCAUUUACGAUGACCACUUCUAAGGACAGUGUAGAGGAAAUGGCAUGUGAAAAGGAAGAAGUGGGAAAAGACUCACGUUGUGGAGACAUAGGAGGAGACAACAAAGAACAAAAGAAGGAAGAUGUAAGAGAAGCAGGAGGUGAAAUAGAAGAUGGCAAAGAGAAAAAAGAUGGCGGAGAAUCGGAACAUGUUGAAGGAGAGGACUGUAGUGAUGAUGAAGAAGAGGAGGAGGAGGAGGAGGCAGCAGGACAGCCCACAGAUAAAACGGAGGAAAAGCCUGAUCAAGUUGAAUUCAAAAACCAGCCUGAGGUCCUGAACUUGAACAAUGAGGUGGUGAAUAUGAGAAAAGAGGUGAAGAGAGUGAGGGCACUGCUCAGCAGGAAGCUCAUUCGCCAGAUUACGGGGCUGAAGAAGAAGAAGGGGAAUGAGGCGGACAUUGAGAAGAAUCACAGAAGGGCCGCCAGACUACUGGAGGAGAUCCACGCAAUGAAAGUGCUCCGACCGGACCUUGUCACCAAGACAGCCUUGCAGAAGAAUCUCAACUUCAACGAGGUGUGCAAGAACCCAAAGACGACCAUGUCCGACAGAGCCAUAGCUCGCAUCGCCUCCCACCCCCAGUUUAAGAAGAAGAUCGAGAACAUCCAGGCCGCUGUGAAGGCUUUCAGAGAUGAGAGGAGGAGGAAGGGAUGGAAGCAAGGAGAACAGAAGGUCAAAAAUGAAGCUGGAAAGGUAGCUCUGCACUCACCUGAUGUUAAGCCUGAAAAGGUUCAAGAAAUGGUGAGGGAAGAAAAUUAUUCUGAAGAAGUGAGGGAAAGUCCUAACGAUGAUGACAGUGAGCCAAAAGAUCAAACUUCUUCUGAACCUGAUGAGGACAAAAUGGAAUCUACUCCAGCUGCCGAAAAGAAAGUAACUGUGGAGACUAAAAUUGUCAAACCAGCAUCAGUCAAAAAGAGUGAGCCUGAAGAACAGGUAAGGCAAAAGAAACCGCAAGCGAAGACUCAGGAAAAUAAACCGAAAGUUGUGCCCGACUCCACAAAAGAAGAAGAAGAGAGCGAAUUGGAUCUCUCUGACGAGGAGGACAAACCGUACUUUGAUGACAGUACUGAGGAACGAUUCCACAAGCAGUCGUCUCAGGAGGAGAGUGAGAGUGAUAAUGACUUUUUUGUGGGCAAAGUGAGCAAAUUGAAGAAAAAGAAGAGUAAAAACACAGAAGACGGGGACAAGAGUAAAGAGGAUUCAGCAGGAAAAUUAAAGACUGCCGACAAGGUUCAGGGUGAACUCGACAAGCUUGAGUCACGGUUAAAGGCAAAAGAACCCAAACUUCAGACUGUCUUCUGCUCUUUGUCUCAAACAAAACCGAGUCGGGGCGGAAGAGGGAAGCCGUUUAGAGGUCAAGGGAAACCGAUGGGCAGGGGCUGCGUAGAUUCUGAUAAACGCACCAAGUUCCAAAAGGAAGAGAAGGGACCAACGGGGCACAAUAAGUACAACGGGCCUGACGGCAAACGUUCGGAUUCCGAGAGAAGAAACUUUAGAGGCCGUGGCCGAGGCGAUGCUACAAGGCAGCAGGAUCGUCGCGGUCCAGGUGGCUUUUCCCAUCAGGCAACACAACAGGCCCUGCAUCCAUCAUGGGAGGCCAGCAAGAAAAGAAAAGAGCAGCAAGGACAAAUUGUGGCUUUCCAAGGGAAGAAGAUCAAGUUUGAUGAUGAUGACUGAUCUGUCUGCUUCUUUAUUUGUGAUCAAGUGAUUUUUAUGCCUUAUCGUAUGACUAAUUGUGAGUUGCUUCUGGAUCAUUUGUGAUUUUUGUUUCAAGGAAAGGACAAAAUUCUAAGCUUUAGGAUUGUGUUUUCAAUUGCAGUGUAAUACAGGUUUAUGCAAAACGGUAUUGUAUAGAAGCAAAGGAUUUGGGAAGCUCAUAUUUUCAUUGUAUGAAGACUAGAAUUACACAAAACCAGUAUGCUUACAUUCACAACACGAUCUUUUAAAUCAAUCCAAAGGCUAGUAAUAUGUAUUUUUUUCUGCAUUAUUUACAGAUGCAUCCACUGUUCAGUACCACGCUCCAGCUCACCCGCGACCCAGAUGGGACUAAGUGGUUAGAAAAUGGCUGGUUGGUCACAGGUUACUGGAAAAUACUUUUAAAUUAAUGAAGUGACGUGCAGGGAUAGGCCCAGUAGCCCGUGACCUUAGUGAGGAUAAGCGGUAGAGAAAAUGGAUGGAUGUAUUGACAUGCAGUGAUGGCAGUAACAUUUUAUAUAUUACUUAAGCACGUGUUGCUGUUUCCAGACCGCCGGUAAUCAGAUUAAAGUCAUUUACCCAAGUCA
Molecule: messenger RNA, 2454 nt
Organism: Phyllopteryx taeniolatus (common seadragon)
Lineage: Eukaryota; Metazoa; Chordata; Actinopteri; Syngnathiformes; Syngnathidae
Gene: srfbp1
Product: serum response factor binding protein 1
Exons: 3
Coding region: 146-1849 (567 amino acids)
Biological process (GO): maturation of SSU-rRNA
Cellular component (GO): 90S preribosome; nucleus
Source: RefSeq, a predicted model, not a curated record